AUGCCAUCGUCUUCGAGAUCCGACAGCUUCAAGGGCCAGUCCCUUGAUAGCGACAGCUUCCAGAAUAGCUUUGACCACGCCGCUGCAGGACAUGACGGACUCCGUUGUCAUCUAUCCGGGUCGCUGAUUGCCAAGCCAUGCACCCAGGGAGAAGUUGCUUUCUACGAAUCGAGCGUUUACCACCCCAACUUCCACGCUUUCAUGCCCCAAUGGUAUGGAACACUGACUACCACCGACCAACAACAAUCGCUCUCCGUGGGCGCUGGCGCCCAGAACCAAGGAAGCAUCCUCCUUCCUACAUUGGCCACGUCAUCCACAACCGAUAUCCCUACCGACACAGCGCAGGUACUUCAAAUACCGACAGGAUCGCAAGAAGUGCCGUGGACGCCGUCUGGAGGACGAAAAUUAGACACUGGGAUUUCAAUUGUAUUAGAAAACGUUGCCGAAGGGUUCAAGCGGCCUACCGUGCUGGAUGUGAAGCUGGGUGCUCGCUUAUGGGCCGAUGAUGCCCCCCCGGCAAAACGCACGAAACUCGACGCUGUUGCUAAAGAGACGACAAGCUCUCCCCUGGGCUUUCGUAUUGCCGGUAUGAAAGUUUGGAGCGGGCAAGACAUCGCCCCAGGAAAUAAUACCGAAGCCGAAUUUACCAAUCCGUACAUGACUAAACAUGAAGGCGCCGAAGCCCAAGAUGGCCGUGUCGUCGAAAAGAAUGGGUAUCGACGGUACGACAAGUGGUACGGCCGCUCGUUCAGUGCUGAAAAUGUGAAGGAGGGCUUUGAAGCUUUCUUGGCCGGUGCCAAAGCAGGUAAAAUUGACCGUUCUAAGCUUAUCGCUUCUCGCUUAGCAGAGGAGCUUCGCGCUUUGAAGUAUGCGCUAGAGUCGGAAGAAAGCCGGAUGUACUCGUCCAGUGUACUUAUUAUCUACGAGGGCGAUCCGGAUGCUUUAGAGGAAGCUUUGGAAUUCGAGAAGAACCGAAAAGAGGACGAAGCAAAUCAAACACCGGAAACAGAACCGAUAGAAACGACAGAUGAGAUCGACGAGAUCGAUAUCUCCCAGCUUGGCGCUCUCCAACCCGUGAAUCUAGAAAUCGGGGAUGGUACGAACAUUCAACAGGCUUUGAAUAUCCAACUCGACCCCCAAUCGCUGUCUGAGAUGGGAGCCAACCAGGAUGGCGACGAAGAGGACGAUGACGAGGAAGUGCCCAUCAAGGUCCACGACUUCCGUCUGAUCGACUUUGCCCAUGCCGACUGGACUCCAGGACAGGGACCAGACGAGAAUAGUCUGAUGGGAAUCAAAAGUUUGAUUAAGAUCAUGGAGGAUCUAGCUGAUGAUAAAGCAGAUAGUAGAGAUAGCAAGACAUGA
Messenger RNA from Talaromyces rugulosus, 1362 nucleotides. RefSeq lists its product as uncharacterized. Lineage: Eukaryota; Fungi; Ascomycota; Eurotiomycetes; Eurotiales; Trichocomaceae. The transcript has 2 exons. Gene Ontology annotation, cellular component: cytoplasm; nucleus. The record is from RefSeq and is a predicted model, not a curated record. Bases 1 to 1362 code for a protein of 453 amino acids. Gene Ontology annotation, molecular function: inositol hexakisphosphate kinase activity; inositol-1,4,5,6-tetrakisphosphate 3-kinase activity. Gene Ontology annotation, biological process: phosphatidylinositol phosphate biosynthetic process; inositol phosphate biosynthetic process.